This is a messenger RNA of Dermatophagoides pteronyssinus (European house dust mite), 1413 nucleotides long. RefSeq lists its product as uncharacterized. The record is from RefSeq and is a predicted model, not a curated record. Gene Ontology annotation, molecular function: GTPase activity; GTP binding. Lineage: Eukaryota; Metazoa; Arthropoda; Arachnida; Sarcoptiformes; Pyroglyphidae.
UCAAUAAUAAUAAUCAUCAUCAUUAUUAACGAAAUUGGAAAAAAUUUUCUCUCCUUGUUGUUGUUUGUUUGUUUUGUUGUUUGUUUGAAUUUGGUUUUUGUUUUGGUUUUUGUUUUGUUUCCGUUAAUUUCAUAAUAUUAAAUUUCAUCAGUUACAAACAAAGUGAAAAUUUGAUUAAAUUUUGUUGUUGUUGUUGUUUUGUUUCAUUGAAUAACAUCAUUUUCAUUAUGAUGUAACCGAUCAUCACCGUUAUUUCUUGAUCCGAGAAAGAAAAAUAGACAAAAAAAAACAAUUUUAUCCGCCAAAAACAAACAAACCAACUAGCCAUUAUUAUUGAUCUGGAAAUUUCGUCGUUUAAAUUUAGUCCACAAAGCCGCAAAACAAAACAAAACGAUUCUACAAUUAUUUUUUGGUCAAUUUACAAACAAACUAAAAAAAAAAAAUAAAAUAAUUAAAAUGGAUACCAAAGAUAAUGGAAAUAGUAAUAGCAAUAAUAAUAAUGUUUAUAAGAUACUUUUAUUGGGCGAUUCAAAUGUUGGUAAAACAUGUAUUGUACAAAGAUUUUGUGAUGAUUCAUUUAUCGAUGGUUAUAUUUCCACUAUUGGUAUCGAUUUUAAACAAAAAAUGAUCAAAUUAGAUGAUGAUAAUGAUGAUGGUGAUGAAAAUUUAAUAAAAUUACAAUUAUGGGAUACAGCCGGACAAGAACGUUUCCGUGCAUUAACCACUGCUUAUUAUCGUGGUGCAAUGGGUAUUAUUGUUGUUUAUGAUGUAACAAAUUUAGAAUCAUUUCAACAUGUACAAUAUUGGUUUAAAAAUAUUGAUGAAAAUGCAUCACCACAGGUAAUCAAAAUAUUGGUUGCAAAUAAAUGUGAUCUUGAUCAAAAUUAUCAAAUUGUUGAUCAUGAACAAGCUAAACAAUUAGCUAAACGUUUAGAUGUACCAUUUUAUGAAUGUAGUUGUAAAAAUAAUCUUAAUAUACAGAAUUUAUUUUUUGAUCUUUGUCAUCGUAUACAUGAUCAAUUGGAACAGAAUGAAAAUAUGUUCGAUUAUGAUCAUGGCCAUAUAAACAGUAUGGAUAUAAUUAAACGAUUAGAAGAUCAUCAAGAACAACAACGUCGUUCAUCAAAAUAUAAUGAACAAAAUUCAAAUACAAAUACAAAUCCAAAUAAUGAUGAUAAUAAUAAUGGUUCAACAAUCAGAUCAUGUUCAAAUUGUGUUACAAAUUAUUAUUAUAAUUAUACCUAUAAUAAUGACAAUAACCAAAGCCACAAUAUACCAAAUAAUGUAUUUGGUAAUGAAUCAGAUUCAUGAAAUAUCAAACACAAAAUACAAAUUUUUUUGGUUCUGUUUUUUUGAACAUAUUUUGCUUUCAUUAAAUAUUUAUUUCAUUAUGCAUAAUGAUGAUGAUGUUAU